Molecule: messenger RNA, 666 nt
Organism: Dacryopinax primogenitus
Lineage: Eukaryota; Fungi; Basidiomycota; Dacrymycetes; Dacrymycetales; Dacrymycetaceae
Exons: 4
Coding region: 74-388 (104 amino acids)
Source: RefSeq, a predicted model, not a curated record
GCCCUUCCUCCGCUGUUCAACAGUUGGCCCCCUUCUUCCUCGCCCACACCCAAUUCAACCUCCCUCUAACCUCAUGCCUCUCGUCGUUCACUCCCUUCACAAACCCUUCAACAACUUCCCGCGUCAGCCCCUGGCCGGACAGACGAGGGGGCAUGCUCCCGUAUCCUUUGAUCAGGAACUGCUUCAGGGUUUCCCCCAGCUUGUUCAGCUCCGUAUCUGCGGUGAAAGGCCUCAUAGGCGGCUCCAGCAUCCGCUCACAAACAACCUCACACUGCCCGCUCUCCCGGAUCCAGCCCAGCAUCUUGGGCCCCACCUCGCCGUCCACGCCCUGUGGACGCAUGAUCCCCCCAUAGAUCUCGUAGAACGUGGUUAUCCCUUCUGGGAGUGAGGGGAUAGGGGUAGCUGAGUUAGGGGAGGGGGAGGCGAAGAGCGCGUUGGUCCCUUCCUCGAGCAGCAGAUAACCGCCUGGUUUGAGUGAACGAAGGAGGGAUUGGAGGACCGUCUUUGGUUCAGGAAGAUGCACCAAACAGAACCUCGAGUGGAUGACGUCGAACGCUCCCUGGGGAAAAGGCCAUUCCAAGGCGAGGUUGGCAACUUGAAAGGAGCAGUUGGACGGAACAUGCCGGCUCACAACAGGUGUGAUAUCAACACCAAGCACCGACGCAU